Cephus cinctus (wheat stem sawfly) is the source of this 1175-nucleotide messenger RNA. Its product is annotated as phospholipase A2 inhibitor and Ly6/PLAUR domain-containing protein. The record is from RefSeq and is a predicted model, not a curated record. The transcript is spliced from 4 exons. The coding region runs from base 241 to 684 and encodes 147 amino acids. Lineage: Eukaryota; Metazoa; Arthropoda; Insecta; Hymenoptera; Cephidae.
AUCUGCGCUUUGUUUUAUACCGACUGCUGCUCUGUUACUUUAUGCACUAGCACACUCUAUAAGGAAACUUUGGGAAACAGCAAAGUACAUGCAACCCCGCCCAUGGAGAACGUCAUUGAUGAUUUUAACCAAUUAUAACAGGUUGUUGAGUGUAGACGUCAUAUUUUACAUCGUAAAGUCUCUGCAUCGCUCUGUGUGACAGCAUCUUUUUAUUUACAAAAGCUUAUAUGAUAAUCUGACAUGGAUAAACCUUAUCGAUUAUUCUGCAUUUUACUUGUUUUAUUUGUGUCUAAUCUGUCCAACGCCCUCGAGUGUUAUGUGUGUACAGAGCAAGAGGGUAACACUGAAAAGUGUUUAAAUACCAUUAAAACCUGUGAACAGGGUGAAGAUGCGUGUUUGACAGAUAUUAAAUGGGGAAGUACACCGUACUGGCACCAUGGUGCAAAAAAACAAUACUAUAUCUCAAAACGAUGUGUAGCGAAGAAUGAAUGUGAGAGAAUCAGAGCAAAAACUAUGGAUGACUGCACGUAUGUAUGGUACCAAGAUUGGCACUGCUCCGAUUGUUGUCAGGGUGACCGAUGUAAUUACUACAUAUUCUCGCAUGGGACCAGAAGCCUUGCUGGGCCCUUUAUAGUCUUAAUUGCUGCUCUGGUACCACUGCUUGGAAACUGGAAUGUCCAGUGAUAGCCAGUUCAUUGGAGCCUUUAGCUGUGUCUCUGAAAACUGACGUUUUAGUCAGCUACUAAACGCGAACUACUAAGAGUAAUCUCUUUUCACUUGAAUACAUUAAGUACAAGAAUAAUGCAGGUCAUAGUAAUGGCAAAACAAUAAUUCGCUGCACCAGUAUGAACUAUGGCUAUUAUAUACCUCCUGUAUGUAUGUAGCAUUAUAAUAUUUAUGUGGCCUGUAACUUGACGUGUGGUCACAUAGCAAAAUAGAUUGCGUGUAGUAGCUUGCAUAGACUACAUAUCAUAAUUACGAAAUGAAUACAUCAUCAUUUGUAUACUCAGAGCUUCAUUAUAAAGUUUCAAAUUAUGACAAGUUUAUAACUGGCCGAGUGCCUUCAAAAAUUAAUUUAAUUAACGAUUUUUUAUUCCAAUUUUGUAAUUAUACAUUUUUACUGUAAGGGAACCGUAAUCCGUCCAUUGGAAAACAAAUAUAUACUUUUACAAUAA